This is a messenger RNA of Diorhabda carinulata, 8754 nucleotides long. It is a transcript of the gene for, whose product is annotated as cGMP-dependent protein kinase, isozyme 2 forms cD4/T1/T3A/T3B. Lineage: Eukaryota; Metazoa; Arthropoda; Insecta; Coleoptera; Chrysomelidae. Gene Ontology annotation, molecular function: ATP binding; cGMP-dependent protein kinase activity. The record is from RefSeq and is a predicted model, not a curated record. The transcript is spliced from 8 exons. The coding region runs from base 5917 to 8550 and encodes 877 amino acids. Gene Ontology annotation, biological process: protein phosphorylation.
AAAAUACUCGGUCCCAAUCACGAUUAGAUUUGGCAACAUCGCGAAUCGUUAAAAUCAUAAUGGCAGCUAUAACAUUAUAAUAAUAAUAAUAACGAAAAUAAAAGCAUAAAAACCAAGUAUUUCUGCAAUACUAAGAAAAAAUGAUGUAGUAUCUACUUGCAUAAUACAUUUUAAUAAAAUUAUGAACGUUAACAUUUUACUGUAUACGUACAAUAAAUAUAAAUGCCAGCGGCUCUCAAACUUUUGUAACUUCCCUGAGAUCCUGAUUAAUUCACGUAUAUUUAAUUGCAUAAAAGGUGUCAGUUAUAGAUUUUAUCAAGCGGAAACUGCAAAUAGCGAAAGAAUUUUAUUCUAAUUCAUCAAAAUGUUGAAGCUAUGGAGGGUAGAAAUAACGAGAACUGUGCUACAUAAAGUCUCCAUCAAUACUGCAUAUUUCACUGUAUUUGACAAACGUCAUUCAUAUAAGACGGACGGAAGACUGAACCUAACGAUCAUAUGAUAUUUCGUCUGACAGGAACGCCAUUUUGGUCAAAUUUUGAAUUAUAAUUAUAUAUAUAACCUAUUUUCCAUUUUAUUUCGUAUAAUUUAUAUAAGUUCAUUAUAGAAACUUGAAAAUAGAUAUUGAAACAUUUAAUCGGACGCAAAACACACUUAUAAAUAUCCAAUUGUACGCCCACGAUAAAUAAUUCCGAUUUAAAGAACAUAGUUCAAGCAAAUCAGUAUACUCUGUAUGUAUAAUUGAAAGAAAGUGCCAAGGUUGUUUGAUUAAUACGGAUACCAGUCGAAAAUUACGUUUUAUACAUAAGAAUAUGAGAAUUUUGUACAAGAAACUAUGUCCGUUUAGACCCAUCCUGCAGCCGAGCACUUAACAGGAGAAUAUCUUUUGGUUGCGUUUUACUCUUAACUGAGUCGUAUUGUUCGGUCUCGCAUCAGUCUAAGCCGGACCUCGCGGUCGUCAGCGUCCGCCGACGUUUCAAAUGUAGGCGCUGAACUUCGCUGCUGGUAAACAAAAGACAGCGAAAAAACUUGUACGUGGAAAACAAAAGACGGGUAGAGGAAUAUUUACGAGACGUGAUAUUAUAAAAAGUGAUUUUUUUUUAAUAUAUUCGUUGUGUGUUUAAUAUUAAUUUGGAUAUAUUUCAUUUUAAAUGACGGAUGUAAGUUUAAAACGAUUAACCAACUAUAAAAAAGCAGUUUUUACAUUAAAAUUUCGGGUUUUUUCAUCAACAAGUGAAGUGAAAUUACUCAAAUAGAUCAUUUUUCAAUUUUUAUUCAUUCAUAUCUAUACCUAGCAGUACUAGACAUCAACUGCUGGAAUUUCUUCUUCUUUACUGGUAAAUAUUUCAUCGAUUAAUCAUUUUUUCAAGUUUUUGAAAGAAAAAAAUCAUUCGAAAGUGCUAAAUAAGUUCCAUAGGACCAUUGGUUGAAGUUUUUCUAACCUAACAUUUUCUUUACAUGUAUGUACGUGGACUCUUCUUCUUUUUGCGUCUUCUCCAUUUGUUAAAGCGUUUUUCACGUCCAUUUCACCUUUCUUCUUCUUCUCCUUGCAUCAUGCUCCAUUCGUAUCCCUCCAAUACUUCCCCAAAAAUAAAUUAGAUACCUCAAAAUAGCCAUUAACCUUUGACCAUCGAGUCUGGGAACAGAAAAUAAUCCGAGGGGAUUAAAUCUGGCGAAUAUGGUGUAUGAGGUGGCAAAUCAAACUUUUAUUGAUUGAUUUUGGUCAUAGAAAUAACGGAUGAGUGAGCUGGUGUAUUAUUUUCUUGACCAAAUGUUGUUUUUGCUUGAUUCCUUUGCUCAAACGUUGCUAUAAGUGGAUUUUCUUCAACAUUCCCGGACUCGUCACUUCAUUUGGUCUACCACUGUGAUGCUGGUCCUUGCAGGUCGUGCAAAUACAAAAUAACGCGGACUUUCUAAUAAAGUGGUAGUUUUCAAGCAACUACCACCAUCUCUAGGUCAUGCCAGGUACUUCUGGAACCAUCUUAAAUAUUGAAAUUUCUGUAUUUUAUAAAUUUGUCGUGUAUUUUCCGGUUUUCACUCACAAUUACCUUCGUAUAUAUUGAAUAUUAUCUAAUUUUUUUUUCUUGGAAAUGGCAACCUUGUUUUCAUUAGUCGAUGCGGUUCGAAAGAACGGCUUUCGAUUUUCUAUUCAAGGUAAAACUUGAGUUUCGCAAAAGUGUUGGUUACCAACCAGCGAUCAGAAACACGCCGUUAAUUUUUUUCGGUAUUCGUUGCGAACAAUACCCAACGCAGAAUCGGAUCAAGGGGGUUUUUAUUCCCAAUAAAUACUUCGAAAUAAUAAUUUGGAAACGUAAAUUACACUACUAGUCAAAUGGGUGUUUGUUAGGUUAGAAUCUCUCGUCUCUGUUAAAAAUAAGGAAGAAAAACGCGAUUAAAGCACAAAUUUCGACCGAUAGUUUCUCGGUUUUAUCCGUUUCGAUUAAAAUAUGUUACGAAAUCCAAAGUAGUGCAACAAAUAAUGAAAAUUUCGAAAUUAGUUUAAUAACAAACCAGCAAAAUCGACGAUUACACACACCAGUAUUUGAAAACAUUACUUAGCAAUCUUCCAAUCGAAUUUUAUCGCUUGUUAAAAUAAAUUACGUAACUAAAGAAAUUAUUUAACUCGCUUACUAUAACUAACCUUUAAAAUUAUUACUCAUAUAUUUAAAUUUUAUACAGAAUGUCUCGUGAAUAAAUCAAAAUUUGUCCAGACACGAUUAAGAAAAAGGUUGCCUUUUAGAAAACAAAAAUUGUCGUAAAUUAACAAUUUUCUUGAUAAAAGUACCUCAUUAUCCGAAACAAAUAAGGGAAAAAACUGUUUAUACCAAGUUAUCGUCUUCAGAGUACAGUUCAGUUGCUAAAUAAUUUAUUUCACCUAUCAAGGGACAUGCUGUAUAUUAUUGUUGAUAUAAGUGAUAGUUGCAAAUUAUUUUCUUACGUUACGAAAGCACUUAUAAAUCGAGUCACGUUUUUUAACAGUUUUAUUAUCAUGAUAUCAUAAUUUGAAUCAAAAAAUAUACAUCAUACUUAAAUUCAUAUCGCAUCGUAUAAAACUUUCUUAAUCAUUUACGAAACAAAAGUCGGAAACGUUUCAGACCGCCCUCGUAUAUUGACACUUGUCAAUUAUAAAAAUUAAUUUUGUCUAUCCGGUGUACGCUUACAAUAUUUUUUGUCUCUCAAUAUCUUAUUUUGAUUGAAAUAAUUUGUAGUUAUUCGAUGUCUGUAUAAGAAAAAUGUUUUUUUUUACCGUAAAUUUAAGACAUCCUGUAAAAUAUUUCCCACGUUCACCUUGAUCAGAUUCAAACACAGAUAAAAUUAAAUACCACCUCACCACGUCGGUUAUUAAUGUUUUUAACUAAUUAUUAUUCAUUUUGAUGAGAAAUAGUAACCUCGAUAUACAAGAGGAAACUGCAAUCGGUUAAAAUAAAAUAUUUAAUAAGCAAAAAAAACAUCCGCGCUUUAAAUAUCUUUAUAUACUGAAAUUAAAUCUCUAGUAUUUGUUGAGGUUAUGUUUAUAAAUACAGGAAAAAAGCGGUUCGAUCAAACUAUCGAGAUCCAACUCGUCUGCCGUCAGCUUCGUUCGACUUCGUUUCUUACCGAAGUAGGUUAACGCCGGUUGUUAGACAACCCGUAUUACAACAUCACGCGUUGGCAAUUCGCUCAAAACCGUGUAAUUAACACCAGCGCAUUAAAUAUCUUUAUAUAAUGAAAUUACUUUCAAUAUAAAAUGGAUUUGCUAAAAAAAAUUGUACCGAAUUAAAUCGCUAGUUUAUCUCGUUCGAUUUUCUUUGUUAUCGAAGUAGGUUAACGCCGGUUGUUAGACAACCCGUAUUACAACAUCACGCGUUGGCAAGUUGCAGCAAAACUUGACUUACAAAUUAUUAACAUUAUAAAACCAAUUAGAACGAUACGAAUAAAUUAUAAUGAAGAAUCGGAAGUAAUUAUAAGAAAUUUUUCUAUAUAAUUAUAUAAAAAUGACAAAUGUAUUUUGAUUUCAACUUAAUUAAAGUUUAAGAAAAUUAGUAAACAAAUGAUAUCUUAAUUAAAUCUUCAAUGAAAGUGAAUUUGCUUGGAUUUUUAUUACACAAUUUGCUGUGAUCUAAUUUGUAUACAUACAAUUCAUUAUUGUUAUCUGUAAAGUAGGUUUCUGCAAUGAUUUUUCGUUUGCUAUUUUUAGUUCGUAAGGUCGUGAUUACACCAUAACAUUUAAGGCCCCAUAACAUGCAAUUAAAAUAUUUCACGUCAUUUGACAUAUGUCAGUUUCUUACCACUGCAUCAUGGUUGCCACUAAUCAAAAUUUUAUGGGCGGUGUAAUGGACAAAUUAGUUAAAUAAUUAGACGAGGAAACAUUAAAAAUUAGUUGAGAAUGGAUGAAGAAAUAUUUGGAAGGAAAAUGAAACGUAAUAUCAGCAGAUAAGAAACUCAUUCUGCGCAUGCUUUUUAUCAAGAAAUAUUACGUCUUGUAUUGCAUUGCACGUUGUCUUGAAUCGUGUCAAGCGGCCUUUAAAUGAAUUCUUCUUUUUUAUUGCGUUUUGAUUAAAAAAUGAAUGUAAUACUACGAGGUGUAGUUAAAAAAUUCUUUGCUUAAAUUUUAUUUGCUAACAAUUAAAAACGUUUAGUUCCCAAAAAAGAACGUAUAAAACGUAAUAUACGAGGGACGUCUAAAAAGUUUACGACCUAACAAAAAAAACAACAAUUAAACUAGUUUUAACACGUGGAAAUAUGAAAUAUACCAAAAAAAUAUACUAAAAAACGUGGAAAAACAUAUAUUUUUAAUGAUGACUAUUUGAAAAUUUAUUUUUUACUACUUUUCUUUGCACUUAAUCUAAAAAUAACGCACGACGGCUUCCUAGUUAGCAUAUUUGUUUAUAUAUAAUCGGUUUUAGUAUUUCAAAAGUUCAAUGAACGUAGAUGCGUGUCAGCUACAAAGUUUCUGCGUUUCUUCUUCAUAAAAUUAAUUUCCAAUUAUUUCCAUCGAAACGAUAAAUCCAUUAGUCAUCAUAUCAAUAAGUACAAUCAUUUACUUUCACUUUAUACGAUUUAUUCAAUUCAAGAGACACAGUAUGUUCAAAUUUUUAUUACGAUGUGAAAUACAGCCGAAGAAAAUAUACAGGAUGUCACCAAAAUAAACUUUAAUAAUAAUACGAGGGUUAUUCGGGAUUUAGUCAAAUAAUUUCGAACAUUUAUCAUGUCAGUGGUUUGCAAUUUCAUUCAGAUUCGUAUUGGCCACAAAAAAAGGUACAAAAAAUUAUAUGGACACACGAAAUGUUAACGGUAAGAUCGCGAAAGUACAAGGGUCGUCCAACAAGAUGAAACGCCGCUUUAAAAACAAGUUUCGAGUCUGAUUACCGAAGUAGAAACUUUUCACACGUGAAAUAUAUACCAGUGAAGUUGUUUUUUUCUCAAAAUUAAUUUCCGGAGUAUCCAUUUUAUCUCAAUAAAACAACUGUAUCGGAAAAUAGUUUCAGGAUACUACGAUUUUCAGUGUAAACACCGAUUGGUGAUUAACCUCGAGUCUCCGCCGUUUUGGAACGCCUAUAUUUCUUUUAGAUCCUUUCCCACGUCGUCUCGAAGUAACCAAGUCAUCUUAGUCUUGAUCUCCGGGUCUCUCCGUCCACGAAACCCCCACCAAAAUUGACACAAAGUCCGAUAUUUAUAAUCAAACAAGGCCCAGUCCUGGUCCAUCGAGGUUUCUACCAAGAUUGGGCCAAACCUGGCUCCCAAGCUCCACAGUUGGGCGAAGCCCGGACCGAGUUGGUCCCCGUGGACAAUUAUUGCGUUCGAGGUCCACGUAAUAAGUCGAAAAGCGUCAAAUCUGGACUACAGGGGGUCCAGGAAUCAUUUGAAGUGUGAUUGGAUAAAUAUCAGUGUUUUUAAUACCGAAUUUUCAGAUUGUACCAAAAAUAUCAAGCAUAAGCUAUGAAAAUCAAACACCACCCAGGCAAAGCCGUUAUAAACGACCCGGGAUGGCUGGAGAUGGACAUUUCGAACAAAACGAGAGGAAGACAAUACGAAGCCAACUGGGAGGACGCGCACAAAUCUUUAUCGAAUAACAGUUCGACGUCGAAUUCGUGGGACAAAUACAGUCAUAGAAGUUUGGACGGCGGUACCGUAUCGAGCAAAUUGGGUCAGUACCAAAGCGUCUUGAACGAAAUUAACAAAAACGACGACGAUUUAAGUAAACCGAAAAGUAUUAAAGGCAGCGUCCGAUUGAAAUAUCACAGCGAUAAGUGUUUAGGUAGAAUAAACAGUAAAAAUAUUAAAGACGCGGAUACGUCCCAGUAUUUUUUCCCUUCGCAAUCGCAGCCGGUACCGCCGCAACCUAAACCCAGAAAGAAAUUGCCGGCGAUUCGACAAGAUAAUCAAUUCAAUACAGUAUUAGACGAUUUGCAUAAACAUUUAAAGAAAUCCGUCAGGUUCGACGAAGCGAAUACGGAAGAUCGCGAAGGGGAAACGCGGGAACGCGUCAACACUUGGGUGGACGAUCAAAACAAAUAUAUAGUAAACGAGGAGGAUAAACCGAAAAGCGAUUCGGUAAAACGCAGCGAUAGCGGUUAUUACGAACAUUUCGAUAAACCGCGCCAACGUUUACCGCCCAACACCAUCUACCCUUCGUCGUAUUCUUCUUCUUCUUCCUCUUCGUCUACAUCUUCAUCUUCUUCGUCCAGCGACGGAUAUUCAUUCGAAUCGGAAGAUAGCGAUUAUAACGGAAUGUAUAGUUUAUAUAAAGACGGUUCGAUUCCUAAACAUAAAGCGGCGACGCCUAAACCUAAAAGUAGAACUUUGACGGCGGUGUCUCCGUCUACUAGAAGUGCCGCUUGUGAUUCGAAUGAUUUUGUGAUACCGAGACCGAAGUUAAUAGUGCCCGUACAUACUUACGCGGUGAGAAAGAGAAGGACGGGAAAUAUUUUAUCGGAUCGCUACGAUUCCGCCGGUACCGACGAACAGAAAAGUUUACAUAAAAGGAAAGAAGAGGGGAAAGUAGAAGUUUCUAGGGAAAAUAAAAUUCUGCAUCAUUUGGAUUCCGGAAAAGUAUUAGGGGAACUCGCCAUUUUAUAUAACUGUCAACGAACUGCCACAAUAAAAGCUCAUACAGAUUGCAAAUUAUGGGCAAUAGAAAGACAAUGUUUCCAGACGAUUAUGAUGAGGACUGGUCUCAUCAGGCAAGCGGAAUAUACAGAUUUCUUGAAAAGUGUGCCAAUUUUCAAGACCUUACCCGAAGACACUCUCAUCAAAAUUUCUGAUGUUUUGGAAGAAACUGUAUAUGCUAAUGGGGAUUACAUCAUCAGGCAAGGGGCUCGAGGUGAUACCUUCUUCAUAAUAAGUAAAGGAAAAGUGAAAGUUACCAGAAAAGUACCAAGUUCGAAUAACGAAGAGUUUAUAAGGACUCUAGGGAAAGGAGACUUUUUCGGAGAAAAAGCAUUACAGGGUGAUGAUUUGAGAACUGCCAAUGUUAUAGUGGACGAUCCCGAAGGGGUUACGACUCUUGUUAUAGAUAGAGAAACUUUUAACCAGUUAAUAUCAGAUUUGGAUGAAAUUAGAACCAAAUACAGGGAUGACAAUAUAGAAAGACGAAGAGCAAAUCAUGAAUACGAAGGAGUAGAACUCUCAGAUUUGACUAUUCUGACAACACUAGGAGUCGGAGGCUUCGGAAGGGUAGAACUUGUGCAAAUUAAAGGUCGCCCUUCGAGAUCGUACGCGUUAAAACAAAUGAAGAAAGCACAAAUCGUGGAAACUAGACAACAACAACACAUAAUGUCCGAAAAGGAGAUUAUGGGCGAAGCAAAUUGCGAUUUUAUAGUGAAAUUAUACAAGACUUUCAAAGACGCUAAAUAUUUGUAUAUGUUAAUGGAGAGUUGCCUCGGAGGAGAAUUAUGGACUGUAUUAAGAGACAAAGGACAUUUCGAUGAUGCAACGACAAAAUUCUGUACUGCUUGUGUAGUGGAAGCUUUCGAUUAUCUACAUUCUCGCAACAUCAUCUACAGAGACCUGAAACCUGAAAAUCUCCUACUGGACAAUUACGGUUAUGUCAAAUUAGUGGAUUUCGGAUUCGCGAAAAAAUUACAAACUGGCAGAAAAACAUGGACUUUUUGUGGCACGCCAGAGUACGUAGCUCCCGAAGUAAUAUUAAACAAAGGACAUGAUAUCAGUGCUGAUUAUUGGUCGUUAGGAGUUUUGAUGUUUGAAUUAUUGACGGGCACUCCUCCUUUCACCGGUUCGGAUCCAAUGAGAACCUAUAAUAUUAUUUUGAAAGGUAUCGAUCAAAUUGACUUUCCUAGAACUAUAACAAGAAACGCACAGGCCCUAAUCAAGAGGCUCUGUAGGGAUAAUCCGGCUGAAAGGUUGGGCUAUCAGAAAGGUGGAAUUAGCGAUAUACAGAAACAUAAGUGGUUUGAUGGUUUUAAUUGGGAAGGUCUCGUUAAUAGAACUCUAACCCCACCUAUAGUCCCGAGGGUGCAAAACGUAACAGAUUCAUCAAACUUUGACAAUUACCCACGUGAUACGGACGAUCCUCCACCGGACGAUAUUUCUGGCUGGGAUAGCAAUUUUUAGAUAUUCCUUUUUAAUAAUGUUUUAGGCUUUUUCUAAUUUUUCAAAUAUACUAUAGCCAAUUUUGGGAAAAUCUAUUUUUUUGUGCAUCGAAUGCUUCGAAAAUUGGACCCAUGUUGAUAUUUUGGUGCCUUAAGAUGAUAAUUGUCUAUUGUAACACUUUAUCUGUUAAAGAUUUGUAAUUAUAUAUAUAUACAUAUACAAAAA